Molecule: messenger RNA, 1160 nt
Organism: Caenorhabditis elegans
Lineage: Eukaryota; Metazoa; Nematoda; Chromadorea; Rhabditida; Rhabditidae
Gene: K06H7.8
Product: Putative serine/threonine-protein kinase K06H7.1
Exons: 8
Coding region: 65-1105 (346 amino acids)
Molecular function (GO): protein serine kinase activity; ATP binding; protein serine/threonine kinase activity
Source: RefSeq, marked reviewed
CAUUUUUCAAAAUUCACUUGAUCUGUUUUGUAGUAUCAAGUAGUAUUUUCAAUUCAAGCGCAAAAUGCCGGGAGACGUUGGUGAAGAGACGCUAGAAAUUGGAGCGGUUGUCGGGAAAAGAUACAAGGUCGUUCAAAAACUAGGUGAAGGUGGUUGUGGCUCGGUCUUCAAAGUUGAAGACACAUCGGAGAAGGGUCAACACUAUGCACUGAAAGUUGAGUUCAAGUCUCAAGAUGCUGGUAACAUUCUCAAAAUGGAAGUCCAGAUUCUCUCCCAGCUCAUUUCGAAAAAGCACGUUGCAAAAUGUGUGGCUAGUGGGAAGAAGGAGAGGUACUCAUAUAUGGUUAUGACCCUUCUUGGAGAGAGUCUCGAUUCACUUCUUAAAAAGCACGGACCUUUUCUGAAUGUUUCCACUCAAGUUAGAAUUGGUAUUUGUAUCCUUUUCGGAAUCAAACAGGUUCAUGACAUUGGAUAUCUUCAUCGGGAUUUGAAGCCUGCCAACGUGGCAAUGGGUUGUAAGGGCUCAGCUGACGAGAGAUAUUUUCUCGUGCUUGAUUUCGGAUUGGCCCGUCAAUACAUUGCCGACGAAGACGAUGGAUUGAAGAUGCGUCGUCCACGUGAGAAAACAUAUUUCCGUGGAACCGCCCGUUAUUGCUCAGUGGCGAUGCAUGACCGUUAUGAGCAAGGAAGAGUUGAUGACUUGUGGGCUUUGGUGUACAUUUUGGCGGAGAUGAGAUGUCGAUUGGCAUGGCAUGAUGUUGAUGAUAAGGUGGAAAUCGGUGAAAUGAAGCGAAAAAUCCACGACGAGGUUCUCUUCGCAAAGAGCCCCGUUCAAAUGCUGAGCUUUGUGAAAACUGUUCGUUCCACUCUGUUCUAUCAUCGUCCAGACUAUGAGAAGCUAUUCAAAUUGCUUGAAGAUGUCAUGAAAUGUGCCAAUUAUAAAUGGUCCGACCCAUAUCAUUGGGAGCCAGAGAAGAAGAAAAAUCCAGCAUCUCAAGGGAACAAGUUUGGAUUGGGAAAGAAAGGAACAAAAGAAUCUGGAGAGCUCCCAGAAGCUUCUUUCUUUACUGUGGAUGACUUCAACACUAACCCACUUGGAUUCUAGAACUGAACUUGAUUUUAUUGGUGUAUUUGAAAUGAAUAAAAAUUUAUGAGAUUUA